Oncorhynchus mykiss (rainbow trout) is the source of this 3654-nucleotide messenger RNA. The record is from RefSeq and is a predicted model, not a curated record. NCBI's taxonomy places the organism in Eukaryota, Metazoa, Chordata, Actinopteri, Salmoniformes, Salmonidae.
AGUUUUUUAAUUUUUUUAUAUGGCAGGAUCAGUGGGAAAGGGAUCUCACCAACGAGAGCCGACAAAACUAUGGAGCGAUAUGCAACAGGAGACAAGACGAGAAGAAGCUCGACUUUACCGCAUGGAUUUGAAUGUUUACAUGCUAACUAAAUAUAGCCUGUAAAAAAAUAGUUGUAGCUGUUACAGUCGACCUGCCUGCCUAAUCAGAGGACCAGAAUCGAAAGCAAUGUUUUUGAGAUCGAGAGAGUGGAUUAUGUUACAUGCUGAUUUGGAUAACGCUCGCGCUGCUACUGCAAGAUCUUUCCGACACUUGUUGAAAUUACAUUUCGAAAUCUUCUCCACAAGGGAAAGUAUUCGCUAAUGAAAACAUUGCUAACAACUAUAUUUGGGCAACGUUAGCAAAUAUUGUUUUAGUUUACAAAUCUUUAGCCAACGUAAGUUGCGCUUCUCUUCUGCUGUUCGUGUCGCGUUACGCGGUAGCUACUGUACGAGCUUGCUGCGUAGCUGUAAUUUUUUAUCGAACAUUUUUAUACACUGCAUAAAAUGACAGUUUUGAUAGCUUUGAAGAGGUUGAAGUACUUAUUAUUUGUUAUUUAGCUACGCGUGUUGCCUCAAUUGACAAUGCAUUGCUGGAUACGUCCUCAAAUAACGUUACUAUUUUAAGCUAAAUUGUUAAUGAAGAAAAUGGAAGUGACAGGUAGCUAGCUAGCACUGGCACUCUCUCACGCUAGCUAGUUAACAUAACUAGCUACUGAUUGAGUUUCAAACAAGUUGUUGGCUUAUUAGUUUAGCUAACUAUUUACAAAUGUAAAUAUUUUCCCAUGUUUUGACAAUACGUUGGGAUGUAUAGAACUCAAUAACUUCGGUAAGCGUUACCUGCUGGCACCGUAAACACAUAUUUUGGAAUUUGUUUACAAACACUUGUCAGCUGAACUGUUCACUAUUGUUAACUUAUGUGGCUAUCAAGCUAACGUUAGCUAGCACCGAAAAUUUGCCAACGCGACGAUUUGAAGCAGCACUGAUGGAUUCGCUAAAAGUGGACUGACAAUCAAAACCACACUCUAUAUUUGUGCCCCAAGCACUCUCUUUACAUUUUUUAAGUACAAUUUUGAAACUGUGCGGCCCACACCAUGUCCGGAUCCCCGGGCUCGGGUGGCUCAAACCCCAGGAAGUUCAGCGAAAAGAUAGCGCUGCACAACCAGAAACAAGCAGAGGAGACGCUGGCCUUCGAUCAGCUUAUGACAGAUCUCACUGUCUCAAGGGUGCAGUUCCAGAAGAUCCAACAGCUACGUCAGACCCAGACCAGGGCCCAGUACUAUGGAGGCUCCCUGCCCAACGUCAACCAGAUCGGCAACUCUAGCGCCGACUUCCAGGGUGGCUUCCCAGGGGCCUUGGACAGUGUCAGGGGGACACGUCACCAUGGCCUGGUAGAGAGGGUGCACCGGGACCGCAACCAACGCAUUAACUUGCCUCACCGCCGGCCCAUCGACAAGCACGGACGGCAGAUGGAGAGCUCCCCGUACGGAACAGUGUACCUGUCCCCUCCGCCAGACAACAACUGGAGAAGGGAGCAGCAGCCGUGGGCCGAGGAGAAACGACCAGGAUUUAGAUUAAUAUCACAGCUCAACAGAACCAACUCGGACUCGGCUCUUCAUACGAGUGCCAUGAACCCCCAGGACCCCUUUGGCAUGAACCAGCAGAUGGGCAGAGGGCCCCCCCAGCGCAACGCCAGUGUGAACGAGGCGGAGGUGGACGGCUCUGGAGAUGUGUUCUCCUUCCCAUCCCUGUCUAAUGAGGAGGGUCUGAUGGGUGUCAGCAAGCCCCUGCCCAAGCAACUGUGGGAGGCCAAGAAGGUUCAAUCCCUCUCAUCACGGCCCAAAUCCUGUGAAGUGCCUGGAAUCAAUAUAUUCCCGUCUCCAGAGCAGAACGCGGGCCUCUCCAACUACCAGGGCUCGUUGAACACGGGCGGUUCCCUGCCAGACCUCAGCAACCUGCACUUCCCCUCACCGCUGCCCACACCCCUGGACCCAGACGACGGGCACCACGGAGGGGGAGGCUACCACCCCAACCUGAGCGGGGGCAGCAGCACAGGCAACCUGCCCGCCGCCAUGAUGCACCUCGGCAUAGGGAAUCACCAGGGAGGCUGGACUGAAGGAGGUCUCUCGUCCUCUCUGAGCAAUCCUUCCAUCCAGAACUCUCUCCAAAACUCCCAGCUGCACUCGUCCCUCAGCAAUCCCUCCAUCCACUCGUCCCUCCGUCUGACGUCCCUCUCCAACCCUCCGCAGGGAGCCAUGAGCAGUUCGCCUCGCCGCCGCCCGGCUCCCAUCAGCCCCCUCACUCUGUCACCCGGCACCGAGCAACGGCGGGGGCUUUCCAAGCAGCUGUCUCCCACAAUGUCCCCCUCACUGUCCCCCAUCACACAGGGGGUUGCCUUGGACACCAGCAGCUUGCCAAUGGAGCCUCCCCCUCCCUACCCUCUCUACCAACAGCUACACCAACAGUCCCAGCAUUCAAUGGGGCAACAACAACAACGCCAGCAACAACGUCAUCAUCAGCAUCAACAGCAGCCAGUGUCCCCUCUGCAGAACAUCUCUCUGGACUUCAACUCUGGUCAUAACAACAUGGCGGCGUUCUUCAAUGACCCGUUCAUGGACCCACAGUUCUCCAGUCGCCAGGCCAAGGCACUGUCCUACCAGGUAAACCACCGGGGAGAAGUCUCUAGAGAAGGAUCCUCCGGAAAGGACUUCAUUCCCUCAUUCACAUUGGACCAGUUCAGCAUGUUGGAGAGUGCAAUGAGCCAAAUUGCAGGCGGUUCGUGUUUCGACCCGUCCUCGCCCUCUUCCUCGCCCCUAUACUGCUCGCAGGCCGCCCUCAUGGGCCUGGGUGGGAGCCACGGCAACUUGCAGGACCAGCUGCAGCAGAUGAGACCCAACAACAACUACAACUGCAGUGGAGGGGUGCCCAAUAUCAUACUGACUGAUGACUCCAACCCCAGUCAUUCCAAGGACAUCAGCAGUGCCAUGUCGGCCGGCCACAUGGCUGACUGUUUCGACUCGGAGGUGAGCUUCCCACUGGAGGAUGAGCUGCGCAUCGAGCCCUUGAGCCUGGAUGGUCUGAACAUGCUCAGUGACCCCGACAUGGUGCUCUCUGACCCCUCGGUGGAGGACAGUUUCCGCAGCGACAGACUGUAAUCGGGCACGCACACAUACACACACACAGACUGUAUAGGCCAGGUAGCGUGGGUUAAACUUGAAUGAUCCCCACCUCCCUCACACACUCAUGGCAUACGUAUGCAAUUUUUUAAGGCAUUUACACACACACACACUAUUACAGAGGAAUAGACUUGUGUACAAUCACUGUUUACAUGGGCUUCACAUGUAAAUGCCACACACACACACGCUCUUACCUACGUUGUGCAUAGUCAUUUGGAACGGAUGGACUGAUGUACCAUUGAUUGAUAUUAUUUUUUUUAUUUUUUACCAACAUUACAUCAGCACUGAGCAUUACUAUAACGUUACUAUAACGUUCCUAUAGUGUUCCUCCACCUAUUUACAGUUGAAGUUGGAAUUUUACAUACACUUAGGUUGGAGUUAUUAAAACUCGUUUUUCAAACACUCCACAAAUUUCUUGUUAACAAACUCUAGUUUUGGCAAG